Messenger RNA from Toxoplasma gondii ME49, 4327 nucleotides. RefSeq names its product apical complex lysine methyltransferase. NCBI's taxonomy places the organism in Eukaryota, Apicomplexa, Conoidasida, Eucoccidiorida, Sarcocystidae. Bases 1320 to 3449 code for a protein of 709 amino acids. The transcript has 4 exons. Gene Ontology annotation, molecular function: protein binding. The record is from RefSeq and is a predicted model, not a curated record.
UGUGGACUCAGUGACGCCUCCUGCCGACGGUUUUCUUUGUCUGCCCAGAACAGCACGGAAUCAAGAUGAGGAUCCAAGUAUGACAGUGAACACACAGACGGGGACCGUCCAGCCUCCCAUUUCGAGUGUUUCUUUCCGCCUCUCUGUAAGGCGAGCCUGGGCUAUGUCUGUUUAAGGUGGCCGCGCUUACGGCUCAUCUGCGCUCGCAGAUAUGUUCCGCCUGCACAAAACUACAACAUAUCAAUAAGUUGAAGAAGCUUUUCCCCCCUCACCAUGUCAAAUUUUCCAAUAGUGCUUGGCUUACCCCGGUUGACACACAUUCGAUGUGCGGUUCUGCAUCUCUUCGACCAGUAAAGAGAGUUGUUUCACCCGUGAUCGAGCGCCAGCUUGCUGGUGCCCUGUUCGUCGGCAGCUCCUUACGGUGAACGAUCAGUCCGCUGUGGCGCACGCCGUGCCACGAGUUUCCUGUGAGUCUGAGCAAAAACCGACUUUUAAAAAGGGAAGGUGGGCGGCACUAAAACAGAAUGACAGCAAGUAUGACGAAGUUGAUUUGGAUAAUCCUCGCAGGAAGCAACACACAACAACUGAAGACUUAUACGCGUGUGAGCCUUUACUUGAGUGUCGAGCGAACAAGACUCGGCUGGCACGGAUGCUGCCGCACAAGUGGCAGCAGUAGCUGUAGAGCUGACAGCGGCGUAUGGAAGGACAGCGGCUCACGGGAAAUCGUUUUCCGUGAUUAAAAAUACCCUAAAAUAUUGGUUACGCGCAACUUGGUGGAUGCGGUAAUAUCAUGUUACGAAAAUCUCGCAGGCUUCUGCCGUCAUGAAUGCGGACAUUUGGUGACUUCCAUUUUUAUUGCUCGGGAGUGCAGGCAGCUGCCCAGAAAGGCGUAUUCGUCCGGCGUCUUCUGUCGCAACUCAAGUUCUCUACGCAGCCUCCAGGGGCGACAAAAACUCGAUAACUGUUUCUCAUGGGCAUUUCCCAGGAAGGACUGUGGCCAACUGUCUUUGUUCCAUGAACCUGCAGUCAAAUCUGCGGCAUUCCCUUCUCCCGUAACGCUGUUUUGCUCGACGAGCUAAGCGCCAAACGGGGUGCGUGGUUCCCUUUCCGUCCAGAGAGGGAGGAGACAUGCUUUUCUCGCGCCGCGGAGGCGACUUUUCGUUAGAGAAAGUUUUUUCUUGUUAGUUGCCUGUUCGUUGAAUUGUCUUAGACGUGUGGAAUGCCUUGCCUCGCGAGCCGUGCCCCUGGUGACCACAGUACCCUCGACUCUCCAUCAACAUCACGUCUUAAUCUAACAGAUCGCUCGUGGUUCUGACAAAAUGAGCCGUCGCGUUUCCCACAACAGUUCCACGCGGAACAGUGGUGCUGUUCUGACGGGGGCUGCACUCGGAGGCGCCCGAAACCUCCUCGAUCAUGUUCGUGGAGUGGCCAGGUCGGGAACUGCACAGGGUGCCCGCCGGCAACAUGGGGUUCUGGACCACACAGACAGCAUCAAGAGGCGGGAGCUGAAUUUUGACGAAGAGGCGUGGGCGAGGACCUCGACCUUGGACUAUUCUCCGUAUAAGCUUCAUCGCAUGCAAGAGAGCGAGGUCACCACUCACAUAAGCGGUGACGACUACGGGGAAGUGUCUCCGGGAGAGGAGGCAGGCGAAAUUGAGGCUCUUGACGAACAAGGAGAGGAAGAUGAAUACGAGAAUGACUAUGAAGAUUACUACGGGGCGGACAAGGCCGGUGCGGGCGAAGAAGAAGAGGCAGCAGAUGCGGCGGAUGGAUACACCUACGAUGGUGGUGAAGAGGAGUACUACUACGACAAUAGCUAUCAGCAAGGCGAAGGUGGGAUAGAAGAAGAGGCAGAGGACGAGGCGGAAGUUCCCGAGGAAUACGCAGCGACAGGAGGAGAACAUGAGGUGGAAGAGGGUGGUGAGUACGCAUACAAUGAGUACGGCUACGAAGAGGGAGAGUAUGCAGAGGAGGCUCCGGAGAAGGACGUAGGAGAGGCAGAAUGGGGUGAAGGUGAGGGAUAUGAUGAAGCAGAGGUCGAGGCAGGAGACGACUACGAGGAAGCAGGCGAAGCAGAUGAGGGAGAAGCGUACGAAGAGGCAGCCGAAGGGGAAGUGUACGAAGAGGCAGCCGACGGGGAAGUGUACGAAGAGGAAGAUCAAGAAGAGGAAGCGGCAACUCCUGCCAACCCCUUAGCUCCAUACACACUGCCCCAGAUUGCUACCAAGGUGCAGGUCAAGCAUGUGCCAGGCAAGGGGCGAUGCUUAUAUACCAAGCACGACCUCGAACCUGGAUCGAUUAUCUUUGUGGAGACGCCCGUACUUGUGGCAAUCCCGUCUUUGGACGAAGAGCUGUGGAGUGUUCUUACCGAGAUAAACGACGAAGAAGCACUGGAACUUCCUCCGGUGUGGCAUCUGGCAGCGAUUUGCAGUCUGACAAUGCUUGACGACGAGAAGAAGAAAAUUUGUCUCGACAAAUGGGUUCCCGAUCCAGACAGGGCACCUAGUGAUGACGUUCUCCGAGUUAUCAACAGAGCCGGAUUGCAGGUUCACCCAAAACUUUAUGAGCGCAUGCUGAUGGUUUGGAGGUACAAUUCUUUCGGCCACCACACCGAACAACACGGCUUGGUGCUGUACAACCGGAUCAGCAUGAUGGCACACAGCUGCAGAGCGACGGCUUGUUGGCACUACGGAGAAGAUGAUGCCUUUAUUUUGCGUGCACGCGUCAAGCUCCAAGCAGGAGACGAGCUGACGAUCUCAUACAUCGGAGAUGACGAUCUGUUCAAGUCGACAAACGUGCGAAGAGAGAAAGUGUAUGGCUGGCUGUUCACUUGUCAGUGCGUUCGGUGCGCAGCCCCGGUUGACAACGCCCGAGGGUUUAGAUGCCCUCUGUGUGGCACUGGUGCGAUGUUUUUCAAAACAGAAGACGGGGAAACAACGUCGUCCGCUUGCACUAUAUGCCAAGCCUUCCCAACACAAGAGACGAUUCAAGAAUAUUUGGACUUUGAACAAGCUUAUGUGGACAGGCUGGCUGAGACAGACAAAUCAGACGUUCCCGAUGCAGAGCUCGUGUACAACCAGGCCACUCGCGUAUUUGCACAACACUGGGUUUUGUACCAACUUCACACAAUACUGUUCGAGGGCUAUCGCGAUGCUGGCAACUCUGAAUCGGCGUCAUUCCACCAAAUGGAACGAAUCAAAUACGUGUCGCAGGUCAUGCCUCUUGCGUCUUACACGUUGGCGUGGCUCUAUGAAGAAAUGGGUGACACCAUGUUAAACAAGGCAGAGGAAUCCGGCCCGGAAGUCCCGGCCCACAAGCUGAACGUGAUAUCUAGACACUUUGAGGACGCGUAUAAUCUUCUGUACAUUCUCUGCGGCGAAGACCACGACUACACGGUCGCUGCCGGAACCAAAAAAACUGCAUGCGAGGAACGCCUACCGGCCAGUUGAGGAACAAUUGUGGGAGACUGGCGGAGGACUUCUCGUGUUCGCAAGGGGUAAAGGGCUCAGUGUCGCAGUGACAUUUUGGCUUUUAUUUCGCUACCAACAAGGAAAAACGGCUAGGUUCCAUCAGCGUGUCAAGGGAUCAAGUGUCAGCAAUAUGUCGGUCACUCGAGUCUGUGUACCGGUCGAGCACAGGUUACUCGAUCCACUGCAUGUGACAGUAAUCGAUGUUACAAUACGGGAUGAGAUUGUAUGAAACGGGAAAAUCUCUAAGAGGUAAACACAACCAGGGAUGUAGCGUCUCUUUUACUGGCUGGCCGUGUGCACUCUGUCGAAAUCUGGUCAGCCUCAAGAUGCCAAAAGGUCCAAUCUUUUGUUUGCGACUCGAGCAGAAUGGGGUGGCCGCAUCGAUGACGAAGUGCAAGUUCUUCCAUGGAAGAAACAGAUCCACACUGCGUUGCAACUUUUUCGAAUUCAGUUUGAGCACCCUUUAGAGUCUGAGUUCCCUGCCGUGCGGCGGGAUGCAGGGUGUUUCUGGCACUUCCGGUUUAGUCUUGAUUCACAAAACGGAGUUUGUCAUUGCAAAAAAUCACAAUUCAAGGCGCGUUGGUCUACGGAUGGUAGGCGAAGCAGAAUGUGCAGCCCCUGUAGCCGUGUGAUGUCAUGGACGAUGGCUGCUCUGUGAGGCAGUCAUUCAAGAACAGGGUUGAUCAGAUGUCGUUGUCUUUCUUUGUCGGAAGCUUGGUAACAUAAAAAUGUGUUAGUCCUCUUCUUCCGACUCUUCGGAUAACUUGUUUCCCUUGGCGCUGCUCGCUCCUCUGGAGCCUUUCCCCUGUGCCACAUGACAUUGUCAGACGAAACACAUACUGGAUCGAUAGAAGCAC